Molecule: messenger RNA, 728 nt
Organism: Zingiber officinale
Lineage: Eukaryota; Viridiplantae; Streptophyta; Magnoliopsida; Zingiberales; Zingiberaceae
Product: DNA-binding protein DDB_G0278111-like
Exons: 7
Coding region: 163-549 (128 amino acids)
Cellular component (GO): nucleus; cytosol
Molecular function (GO): DNA binding
Source: RefSeq, a predicted model, not a curated record
UUGCUUUCCCUUUCUCCGAUCCCUUUCCCUGCUGCGAGUGUGAGAUGGACUCGGGGUCCUGUCGUUCAUAUACCCAUUAACGACGAAGAAGACAGCAGCAGCGUGAUACUAGACAGGCUGAGGCUGAAGAGAUCGCGAGUGGAAAUCCAACCUUGCGGCGACAUGGAUGAUCCAGAGCUUGAAGCUAUUAGGCAACGAAGAAUGCAAGAGUUAAUGGCUAAACAUGGCUCUGGUAAUCAACAAAAUGGUGAGCAACAGAAUGCACAAGAGGAAGCAAAAAGGGAUGCAGAGGAACGUAGGCAGUUGAUGCUGAGCCAGAUAUUGUCAACUCAGGCAAGAGAGAGGCUUGCUCGGAUUGCUUUAGUGAAACCUGAUAAAGCAAGAGGGGUGGAGGAUGUUCUACUAAGAGCAGCUCAAAUGGGACAAGUAUCUGAGAAGGUAUCUGAAGAAAGGCUUAUUUCACUUCUGGAGCAGAUUAACAGCCAAACAAGUAAACAGACAAAAGUAACCAUUCAGAGGCGUCGAAGUGUGCUCGAAGACGAUGACUAGCCGGAUCGUCCACUGAGAUGGUUGUGAGAAUUCAGCAAUGUAGUGCAUAGUUCAGUUUGAAACUCCCCAAGACUAGCAGUUGCUGUUCUAGACGGGUUUAUUGGUGUGAAUCGAUCAUAUACUAUGAGAUUGAAACGUGCUUUUAUACCUUAUAUUAUUUGUUAGUGUGAUAUUUUCAA